UCGUUGUCAUGGCUACUCGACAAAAGAUGCUCGGGGAUUUUCGCUCGUAGGAAUCCAUCAUGAGUAGGAAAGAUCUGCAAUGUUUGGGAUCACAGAGGCCGUCACUUUCUGCCAAUCCACUGUUAAUAGCUCCUGAGCUUGGCAAGUCCAGGAAAAGAUGCUUUUCCCUGCCCUCACCUGAUUUCACUUAUGGCAUGAGGACAAUAUGCUUUGAUGGAGGGGUAGCUGAAGCUGUUUCAAUAUGGCAUGCAGCAAAAGGUUCUAUGGCUAGACAAAACCAAACACCAGAGAAGGACUUCAUAGCUCUUAACAAAAUGGCAGCUCAGAAUGGCCUCACUACAGCACAGGAGCAAAGCCAGUUCAGAGCUUGUCACGAUAUAAGACGAAGAGACAAAGAUCGGGACUCACAACUUGGAAAAUCUCGCUAUCCGCCAGAAGGGAUGACAUUUGGAGUAUCAACAAGACCUUCUACUCCAUUGUUUGAACUGCUUGAGAACAGAUAUGGUGAGAAAUGGCUGACUGAUAGAAGAGAAGCAGAGAAAAGGCAGAGGGAUAAAAUCAAAGAGCAAAGUCUUUGUGGUAAAGUUUUUGAAACGAAUGCAUCUCUCCUUCGAAGACACUCAGCUCCUGUUGAUCCUCCACCACUGUGGAAAAUGAAGCGAUUCUCUAAAAUCCCUGCAAGCUUAAAUACCUUCUAUUCAGACAAGGAGAGAAGCAGAGCUUUUAACUAUCACAUGUCAGACUCCAUUGGAAGGAAAGGGACAAUAGGA
Messenger RNA from Amphimedon queenslandica, 770 nucleotides. RefSeq names its product cilia- and flagella-associated protein 77-like. The transcript is spliced from 6 exons. The annotation marks the transcript as partial. NCBI's taxonomy places the organism in Eukaryota, Metazoa, Porifera, Demospongiae, Haplosclerida, Niphatidae. The record is from RefSeq and is a predicted model, not a curated record.